Messenger RNA from Pimephales promelas (fathead minnow), 7213 nucleotides. RefSeq names its product RAB11 family interacting protein 3 (class II) (gene rab11fip3). Gene Ontology annotation, molecular function: calcium ion binding. Gene Ontology annotation, cellular component: midbody; endocytic vesicle; recycling endosome membrane. Lineage: Eukaryota; Metazoa; Chordata; Actinopteri; Cypriniformes; Leuciscidae. Gene Ontology annotation, biological process: regulation of cytokinesis; endocytic recycling. The record is from RefSeq and is a predicted model, not a curated record.
GUGAAUGAGACAGCAGAGGUUGUGUAUUGCUGCUGAUGAGAGAGAAAGAGAGACAUAUUACUGAAACAUCAUUCUUCGACUAAAAAAAAAAACAAGACCUCAGGAGCUAAUCUUAAAUCUCGGAUUUCAGAUUAACGGAUAAAUCGUCGUCGAAGGAUUUGUGGGAUUAUCGGGGGUCUCGAGCUGAUUUUAUCCUCGCUAACAGGCUAAUAACAAGCGCAGGUGGAUGACUCGUAAAACUCGACCUGGAUGUUGGCCUGUUUAAGGAUAAACUGAAGAAUAAAUCACCUACCACCAAAUCAAAUUAAGGGAUUAAAUCAACUCUGACGGUGGGCAGAGACACAUCAAGGCUCUUAUUUUAUUCAAACGGGAAAUUAAAAUAAGAGGGGGUCGUUUGGGCUAGCUAGUCGGCCGUUGGGUUUACCUCAGUUGUGGAGGAUGCUGACGCUAAACGCGCUAGAUCAAUCUAUUAAUUAAUGGUUUUAUUUUUAUUUUUUCAGCCUGACAACACAAUCACAGCGUGUUGUAUUAACAUAAAAAAUCGCUUAGAUGUUAAGCUUUACUCUUAGAUUGCGAGACAACAUGGUUUUUCUGAGAAAAAUGGUUGAAUAUACUGCCCCAUAAAAUGAUUAAUUGUUUACAGACUUUAAUACUUAGUUGUUAUUCCAGGGAAGUGUCAAACCAUUAAUGUAACCUUAUAAAUGAUUGUCUUAUGAGAGCCAGGUUCAGUUUUUUAACAUUGGGAAGUUGAAAGCUAACAAAAAUUUGAAUGUUCAGUGUGAAAUUUGCAAUGAUAUAGCUCUCUAUUUUAUGUAGUUUCCUGUAUUCUCUUAUACAUGUACAUUUUCUAAGAUUGUAUUUUUCAUUAUGAAUUUCUGAGGUUUUUUUUACUAAAUACUGCUGUAAUCCUCUUAUUAUGUGUUGAUUGGGAUGUGGAUCAACACACUUUGAGAAGACUUAUGUUAAAUGGAUUAGAUGUGAAUUUGUAUGCAGAACAGGGAAACAGGGCCAACUUUUUUUUUUUUUUUUUUUUCAUGGAGAGGUUUGCAUAUUGUAAAAUAUAUCUCUGCCUACAUGGAGCUGUGUUGCGCAGUGAAACAUUAUCCUUGUGUCCGCGAAAGUAAACAGUAGUUGAUCAUUUACAGGGAGGUGGACGCUUACGCAUGGGUCUCGACAAGGAUAUUUCUUUUGGUGCGUAUGCUGGAAGAGGCCAUCAAUUACUUUUGAAUUCCGAACAUUACCUUGUGGGAUCAUAACAAAGGAUUGGAAUUUCCGGAAUAUUUCCAUUAUUCCGAGGAGAGAACUCUUCUUUUCAAUGGAGCAAGUUCUCUCCAGCCCUCAGGGGUGUUCUGAGUGGGAGGUGAGUGGGAAAGCAGAGUGGGAAUCCGAACAGAAUCCCCUUGGAUUUCUCCUUAUGGAUAAAGAUAACAGUUCGGUUGGUGAUUCUACCAAUGAAAUUUUUCAGGAGAACGCGAUAAACCUUGAUGACCUAUUUUGGGCUUCUCAGUAUUCUGGGCAGACGUAUUCCUGGGAAAAUAAUCUGGAAUGUGUCUAUCCCGAAUGGAAGACUCCGCCUCCUCAUUCCCCAGAUCUCAAAGGAGAGGGUUCUCCUGGAAGUUUGGAAAUCGUGGAUGGAGAUCUCAUCAGUUUUAAUUCUAGAUCGACUAGUCCUACGUUCUCAAACUUACCCGUGCAGAAUCAACACGACUUUUACAAUCCUCCUGAACAGAUGCCUGAAUUCCUGCAACCGGUGAAGGUUACUGCCACUUUAAACCCUCUAGAUGUGUACACAGGUGAGUUGGUUAUUAACAACCCCACUAUUCAGACUGACAAAACAUUAUUACAAGAAACUAACCUCAAUCUUGAGGACACGCAUUUAACAAACUGUGAGUUCAACCAUAAUUCCCAAGAGGGAAGAACGUUUGAAGGCAGUCAGAGCUUCCUUUCUCACGGGACUGACUUCACUCUGUUAUCUGAAGGUUUGUUGCCUGUUUCUCCCGUGGAGGUGUCAUGUGUGGAUACAAACUCAAAUCCCAAGCCUUCAAUUAUUUGUCAGGCACCUCCUCCUACAUCUAAAGACAUCUACCUCCCAUCCUCAGCCAUUUCCCCUGAGCCCAUCCCUUCAGAUCCACCUGGCUCACCAUAUGCACCCCUUCAAAUGGACGAGGAACAGAUGUUGUUACCUGAGCUGAUGACUGGACAUCUGUACUCUGAACAGGAGAGUAGUAAACCCUCAGCUAGCAAUGAGACUUAUGACGAUGAUCUUCAGAGCCAAGAGACAACAAAACUAUCCUCUGAAGCAAAGACUGCCCCAUUAGGUGAGUCUUGCAUAUCACCUAAAGUUUGUGAAGAAUCGUCGCAUGAUAUAUCCGCAGAAUGCACAUUUGGUGCACAAUUGGAAACGGUUGGUGAAGAAGCAAGAAAGGAGGCUGUGCCCAGCGCUUUGACUGAUAACGUUGUUUCUGAAGCUAAAACAGAACUCGCACCAAUUGCUUUUAUAGAUUUACAAGCAGAUGAUCCUUCAACUGAUAGCCUGCUUGACAAAGACAGACAAGAGUCCACAUUAGCCUUACCGGUCCACACACCUGAGCAUAAUGCCUUACUUGAGCUCUCACCAGAAGAUGACAUCUUACCUGAGGAUCACAGCCAGCCCACACACUCAACUGAGGCUGAAGCCUUAUCUGAGGUGCUCCAUGAUGGAUAUGGAGACCUUAUUCCUGUUGCCAUGUUUGAGAUCUUAACGGACAGCGUCUCUUGUGAAGCUGUACCAUCUUUAGACGUUGUAAUACCAUCUGUGACAGAUGCCUUUGAGCUAACAGAUCAGGAAAAAUGUGAUCUUGAACCUGAUGCACUCAGACUUGAAAUUCAGGAUAAUAUAGCAAGUGUAGAAACAGGCAACCCAGAUGAUGACCAUGAGGCAGUGGACACACUCAAAGUUUUGGAGACCUCAGAUUUGCAUCAAAACCCAGAGGCAACCAAUCUGAAAAACAAGUCGGACAACUUGCAAAAUGAUUAUUUAAAUCUAGAUAGCAGUAAAUCCGACAACAAUCAAGAACCGAGUGGAACAAUAGAGGAACAAAUCAAUGCUCAACAUAAAGAGACUGCACUUGUUGACCAACUGAAUGACUCUAUGACUGCAAAAUCAAGUGCAAUUGUAAUAGAUACACCCGAAGAAAAUGUGACGGCUCACCGUGACAGUCAUAACACACCACUGAAAGUCAAAGAGAAACUUCAAAGUAUGUCUUUACAGGGAGGGGAGGGAUUGGAUUGCAGAAUUUCUACUCGGAGUGAAGUCAUUCCUCAUUGUGCCAGUAAUCCCGAGUCCACUCCCUUUACCUGUGAAGUUGAUCAGCUGACUCUGAUGGAUGGACUUUCGGGGCCGGAUCUUACAGACAACACAGAAACUCGCAGCCAAUCAUGUGAAGCUACAGGAGAGGGAGAGGUGGGGUUUGCUGCUCGGUUUACACAUCAGGAGGAUUUCCAUCAGCUGACACCAUCACCAAUAGACCUGGCACUGGAGCAACAAGUGAGCUCAGUCUCCCCCAGUUCUCCUCCCUUGCAUAGAAAUGUCUUUCCCUGCGGAUCCAGCCUAGAUGGGGAGGCCUACCUGACCUUGAUGGAAAAUACUCCUGAUACUUCCAACAUUUCCAAACAUGCAGAAAUGACUCUGGAUUUGUGCAAGGCCUCAGACUCGCUACCAACCAAGUCGCUUCAUGACCAGAGGGUCCCCGUGGAUUUGAUUAACGUUUCCACUGCACCCCAUAGAAGCGAGGAGCAGUCGGCUCUCCGAGCAGUUUUCCAAGCUUUGGAUCAGGACGGAGAUGGAUUUGUCCAUAUUGAGGAGUUUAUCGAGUUCGCAAAAGCGUACGGAGCCGAACAGGUGAAGGAUUUGACCCGGUUCUUGGAUCCCAGCGGUCUGGGUGUGAUCAGUUUUGAGGAUUUCCACAGAGGCAUCAGUGCUAUCAGCAAUGAAGGUUCCGAUCCAGACCUGUACAAGACUCAUCUCAGCGCAGUGGAAGCUAGUGGACCUCCAGAGGAUUAUGACGAGCAGGCGGAGGUCUCGGACAGUGCGUAUCUCGGCUCUGAGAGCGCCUACAGUGAGUGUGAAACCUUCACGGACGAGGACACGACGGCUCUGGUCCAUCCAGAACUGCAUGAGGAUGUGGAAACUGACAGCGGCAUUGAAAACACACUCACAGAUGGAGACGACCGCAACAGGUUCACACUGGGCUCUGACUUGAAUGGUCACACCGUGGUGGCUGUGAUUGGAGGAGAGGAGGAGCACUUUGAGGAUUUCGGUGAGAGCAACAACGCCUCAGACCUGCUGCUGGCCAAUCAGGAAGAGGGAAGGGUGGGGCCAGAUGGGGAGGGAGAUGAAGAGCCCCUCCCACACUCAGAAAGCCCACUGCCCCACCCACUAAUGCUCCUGUCACCCAGCCCCAGCUCUUUUCCUGCUAGUUUCCAGAGUUUCCUUCAGUCGGAGUCGCUGGAGUUUUUCUGCACUCACUGUCAUAAGCAGAUCAGUCGUCUGGAGGAUCUGUCCACGCGACUGCAGUUGCUUGAGAUGAAUAGUUCCAGUAAAAGGAUGUCCAGUAAGAAAGCAGCAAGACACUUGCAGCAGUCCAGCAAUCUGGAUGUCAUGGGAGAUCUGACUCCAGACAUUUUGGACCUUGCGGAUCGUGACAUCACAGACAAGGUGCUGCUGUUGGAGAAGCGUGUGUGUGAGCUGGAGAAGGACUCGUCGGAGAGUGAAGAGCAGCAUGCACGCUUGCGGCAGGAGAAUCUCACUCUCGUCCACCGUGCGAACGCUCUGGAGGAACAGCUGAAGGAGCAGGAGAUGCGUGCAGAGGAGACUUUACUCACGUACACCCGUAAACACAGAGAUGCACUGAACAAACUCCAGCGAGACCGAGACGUGGAGAUCGAGAACCUCCAGGCCAGGUUGCAUCAGUUGGAUGAAGAGAACAGUGAGCUGAGGUCAUGUGUUCCCUGUCUGAGAGCCAACAUCGAGAGACUGGAGGAGGAAAAGAGGAAACUUCAGGAUGAGGUGGAAGACGUCACAGAUCGAUUGAAUGAAGAAAUCGAAUCUCGCAGGAAAAUGUCAGACAAAAUGAGCCAUGAACGUCAUACGAACCAGAAAGAGAAGGAGUGCACUCAGGGGUUGAUCGAGGACUUGAGAAAGCAGCUGGAACUCCUGCAGCUGUUUAAGUUGGAGACUGAAGCGAGAAGAGGCAGAUCAGCCAGCUCCGGCCUACAGGAAUACAACACUCACAUGAAAGAGAACGAACUGGAGCAGGAGAUACGCAGACUCAAACAGGAUAACCGCAGUCUGAAGGAGCAGAACGACGAGCUGAACGGACAGAUCAUUAAUCUGAGCAUCCAGGGAGCAAAGAGCCUUUUUACCGAGUCUCUCUCCGAGUCGCUCGCCGCCGAGAUCAACAACGUCUCCCGCUCUGAGCUGAUGGAGGCCAUCCACAAGCAGGAGGAGAUCAACUUCCGUCUGCAGGACUACAUCGACCGCAUCAUCGUCGCCAUCAUGGAGUCCAAUCCUUCCAUCCUGGAGGUCAAAUAAUCGCCAUGACGACAACCUUUCCUGAUUUAUGAACUGACACAGGCGUACUGAAUGAGUCUGGAGCGGAAGUGGAGAAUACAAUCACUAUGUUGAUCAAAUGAUUUAAUAAUCCAUAACACUGUGUGUGUGUGAGUGUGUGAGAUUGGCCCUGUCUUCUGGUUCCUGUGACUUCCCAGAGUUUUGGGAAUGAGGCGCCCGUUCCCUCUCUCUGUAUAUGUAUGUUUAUGAUUCAUAAAAUGAAUUUCAGUGUAAGAAACCAGAGCACUCACACCGUUAGCCUAUGUGAGGGACAUUUGCUGACCUGAGGGUUGAGUGUGUGCGAACAAUUUAACUCGUGAACGAGUUUUUGCUGAAUGUUAGUUAACUAAUGUUUUUUUUCCCCUUCAAAUUCUUAUUUAUUACGAUUAUGAUGCGGAACGCAAAGGAUCAAGCGAGACCGAUCCCCACCAAGGGAGUUUGCAGUGUUGCAUUGUGGGUAUGGUAAUUGGUCCUGCGCGAUUUCUCGCUGAGGAUAUUCGUUUGCCGCCUCCUUUCCUGGAUUAUUUCCAAAAAAACUUUGAUUUUUUGUUGAAAAGACUCUUUCAAAACACACUGGAAAUGUUCAUUGCACUCUGAUUUAUUUUAUUAUUAAGAGAAGUAUUGUUUGCUAUUUAAGAAAACCCUUGUGACGCUGUUUUAUCAGUGUUGGCGGGAAAAAAAGAAGCGAACACUGAAGCACUUGAGGGAAAUCGAGCCGUUGACGGAUACGAAAACCUUUAACGCGGGAAAAACGUUUGCUUCAUUUCUGCAUCUUAAAACACUAUAUCUGAUGAUUUUGGAUGUAAAUAUCAAUCUAGAACGUUUGUAUCUUUCGUUCUUGGAAUCCUAUUUUUAUGGCAAGCAGGAAAUGAGAUUCCGUUUCAUUUUGUCUUCCACUUGAUUGCUUCUUUUCGUCUGUUCCGGCGCUUUCCUCUCUGGGACGAGCAUGUUUGAUUUCCACUUCAAACCUUUUCGGAGACUUAAUCGCCCUCCUUUCCUCUUUUUGGAUUGUGGAAAAGCACGCUGCAGUUUAUUCUGUUUUUCUUCUAUCUCCGACGACUGACAUAUUUCGCUUUUGUUUGCGGAAACUCGUCCGAUGAGUUCUUCACACACGACGACGCUGGAGAACAUUUGAGGACGAUUCUGCCUCUCCUGCUGUUUUCGAAGCUCGAGCUACUGUAUCUGGACAUUAAAGCGCGGGAACCUCGCUUCUGUGAACUUUGGGUGCGUGUGCUUUUGCUGUUUCGGCAGAGCUGAUGUUAAACAGCUGUUGUAUAUGAUUUAAGAUAUGUCCAAAGACAACAUUUCACACCUUAGGAGUUCUGCUUGCCACUUAGACUUUAAAAGACUAAUAAUAAUUAUAAAUAGUUGUUAAUACAAAAGAAAAAUAUGACUGGAGGACUCUUAUAAUGAAGGAUACAAUUGUAAAAAUGUUUACUGUAAUUGUUGAGGUUACUGUAUAAAUGAGAGAUAUCAGUAUUGUCUUCUUUUGAAUGUUUUGCUUUCUUUUGAAGAUGCCCCUCUAAGAUGUAUCUUUUACUGUACGGGGUCUUUCAAAUUAUUGUAUAUGAAGGUUAAAAGAAAAGUGAGAAAAUUAGUCACCAAUAAAUUAAGUGCAAAUCA